AAGUGUUUCAUCAGUCGGACUACAAAUCAUUAAGGAUGCCUAUGGUGCACAAGAGAAGGGAAAGUUCGUUAAGGCAUUUGGUGUUUACAUUUUAAUUAUUAAUUAUAGUGUGGCCGUGUCGACUAAAUGCAAAAAUUCUUACUGAGAAAUGGUGAUGUCGAAUAUCAAGUACGCGGAACUUCGUGAUUUCUUUCGUGACGUGGCGGUCUUUUGAGUAAAAGGGACAAUAGGAACAUAGAAGGAAACUUUCGAUAUUUUAAGCCUUAUUGUGCACAUGUAUACAGGUACCAUGCCAUGUUGGUAUUGCAUGUAAAGGUUCGAUAACUCAGUAGAAUUAAACCGAAACACUAAAACGUGCAAAAUUCUUACGAUACUUUGCGAGGUGCCGGUUUAUUGGCACAUGUUCAUAGAUUUAUGAAUACCGUACCUGAUCCCAGUCGGAAUAUAUAUUUGUUUUUAUGCCAGUGUAGAUAAAACAGAUAAAAGGUUAAACUAAACGGAAGAUAACACUCGAUUUGAACAUUCCACCCAGAGUUUUGUUGAGGCACAAACAGAUUCAAUGAAACUUACGAGUUAAACUGGAUAACUGAAUUCUGCAGCCUUGUCAACGUUUAAGGUAUUAUAAAACAUGUGAGUUUUGUGCUGUCGAUGACCGUUAGAAGACGUGCAAAUAUGACCGAUGGCGGAGAGGAGCAUUCGGUCAGCGCACCGGAAGUUGACGUGUCAGAUAUUCUCGUUAGGACGGUGGAACCGGAAGGGGUCGCGUUGGGCGAAGACUUUGUGAACGAAAAGGAACGGGUGGCGAAAGGACGCUGCGUGUUGGCGCUCAAGAGUUUCCUGUGUAUCGUGUGUGGCGUCGUGUUUGGAAUAUGUGCCCAGAAAGGCCGGGUGUUUGAGCCGAGGUCAAUACGAGGACAGAUGGUGUUUGAGAACUUUAUAAUGCUCAAGAUGUUCCUUUCGGCCGUCUGCUCAGGUCAGAUCGUGUUCAGUAUUAUAUCGGUGCUGCCGCCCACCAAGUCCAUCUUCCAGAAAGCGGUGGUUGAGUACAUCGCUUGCUUCACACAGAAGGGAAUCCUUACGAGCGCCCUGGGAGCCUUCGUUCUGGGCAUCGGAAUGACGCUGUCCGCCGCGUGUCCAGGAAUGGUUCUUGCUCAAAUCGGCUCUUGGGUGCCAAACUCCAUAUUCACGCUCAUUGGGUGUCUGGUCGGGGCCCUCACGUACGGGAUGGUAGCCCCCUAUAUCCAGAAGUUAACAAAGCCUACCAAACCAUUCAAACACACGACAGUGAACCAGACGUUAAAAUGGCCGUUCAUAGCAGUUGCGUUACCUAUGGCGGCAGCUCUAUUGGCAGCGAUCGUCGUACUCGAGGUGUUCUGGGACUACAAGAAAGAUAUUGCCAAUAUCAAACGCGCUCCACCACCGUACUCCAACAUAGUGACCGCCGUUGCCUGGCCACCGUCCAUCUGCGGCGCCAUUAUUGGCCUGCUUCAACUGCCCCUCGUGUUCACCGUGCACGACACAAUGGGCGGGUCGUCGAGUUACGUCACCGUCGUGUCCCAGUGGGUUGUCACCGAGCGCCUUCAGACGAUGUUCCCCUACCUCAGAGACAAGCGUUGUGGACUUGGAAACUGGUGGCAGGUGUUUUACGUGAGCGGCGCGAUUGUCGGCGCAGCGGUCGCCUCCCUUGCCUCUAACACAAUAGCUACCUCGCAGGGCGUCAAUCUGCCGACGGCGCUCGUCGGCGGUCUGCUCAUGUUGUGGGGCGCGCGCUUCGCUGCCGGCUGUACCAGCGGCCAUGGUCUGUCUGGAAUGGGUCUGCUAGCCUGGCUCUCCUUCAUCGCGGUGCCGGCGAUGUUCGCCGGCGGCAUAGUGACCGCGUUCUCCAUGCAGGCGACAGGCGCCCUCUACCACUACGUCAACACCACCCUCGACGUGUGAAACUCCCGCUAUAUCACACCAUAUGCAGUGUGCACAUGUCUUCAUAGACACGUGACAUCAUUUAAAUAUGACGUGAAUUAUGACGAGAACCAAUGUUGGGAACACCGAAUGUCUAUAAAUAGCUUGAUUUGAAUCAAGACUGUUGGUUGGUUCGUGGAUUCUGUAUUACCAGUGCAAGAACUUCGUGGUGUGAUGAGUCCAUUUAUUUGACACGCGACACAAACGGCACGUUUAACCGUCAACAUGGAAAUCCCAGGCGUCUAUUAAUAGCGCGUUGGAAUUCAAACUAAUUAGACUUCAUACCAAAUACUUCUAGUAACAAGUUCUGACGAUGAAUGUUAAAAUGACACACAAGAACGUACUCACUCAGAUUAAAUUCUUUAAAACUGAUCUUUAGUGUAAUACUAUACAGUUGUUACAAUCUUUUCUAACCGAUACAAUCCUGCUCUGUUCCAGUUAUGAGACCAUUUCGGAGCAUCGCCCUGCCAUUUUCUUCUUGAAGUCUUUCAUUUGCUUUAAAUGGCACUCUUUAAAGAUUGAUAGUAUGGUUAAGAUUGAGUGGGGACAAGAUUUCAACGAACAAAAUGGCCACUUUGGAACAAAUGUGGAUGAUCAGCAAAUGUUAUUUGAUUGCGGGUAUUGAUGUAUCGAUUUAUCAUCUUGGCGAUAUCGCUUGUAAAUGAUACAGUGCAAUGUAUAGAUGACAUUAGCGAAUAUAGGCUAGCUUGUAUUGGGUAUAUUGAUAUUCUAGAACACUAGGACGAAUAGUCAAAUAUAAAACUGAACAUGAUCAUGUUAGAAUUAUAAAGAUAUAAACAUGAUAGUACACUCAUGCCUACAUUAGUUCUUAUACUGGAAUAAUCGUGUCAGUUUGUGUAAAUGCCCAGAAACACGUGGUGUAUCGACAUCAAAGUAACCUUAAAUAAAUCAUCGCCAAUGUACUCUGAACUCUGCUGUUUCCGAACAACGACGUGCUUUUCUCGCACAAUUGUUUAUGUACGAAUGCUCUUUCAUAUUUUGUCUAUUGGGUUGGCGCACACCCUGUAUCUUGCCUGAAGCAUGUUUGGCGCGCCAUCGUGAUCAUCUGUUGAUAUUAUACGUACCUUUGUAUUGUAAAUAUUCACUGCAUGCCUGUUAUAAGAUUAUCUGAUCUAUUGUUUUCUUGUAUUAUCAUUUGUUUUUCCAUUAUAUAGACUAAAGGACUAAACUCAGCCAUCAAGUAUGUUCAUAUAGUGACCAACAUCAUUGUAUAUGAAGUUUUAAAUAAUGAGUUGUAGUAAGAUAACUAAAUUGUUUUUAAAAAUAGGUUAUUUAAAUCGUUAGUACAUUACAUAAUUAUAUUCAAACCUAACUUGAAUAACCAAAUUCUAUUUUUUCACUAAAUAUCAUAAAAUAUUUUGUUAAAACCUAAAUUACAUACAAAAAUGUAAUAAAACCUAAAUUGCGAUUUCGGCGUUCUGUGAAAACGGUAUAUCCAGUCUAAGUAUUGAACAAAUCAGAUUGGUUGCUGAAAGUGUUUUUUUUUUAAACUGUUUAACAAUUGUUAUUUGAAUGCGGGUAUUAUCAUCUUUAUGAUACUAAUCAAUCACAUGUUUGUUUUUUUUAUAUUGAUUUUGUUUGUUUUACCUACACAUAAAUAAUGCCAUUAGCAUGUACAUUCUGUUCGAUAAAACCGUGUUAGUGUUAGUCAAUUUUUAUUGAACAUUAACUUCAACUACCGGUGGAGUUAAAAAAUAUAGUAUUUGUUUCAUCGCCAUUUGAUGUAUAUACCUGAAUACUGUUUGAAGCGAAAUUCAUAAAUAUGAUGAAAACACGUAUUUU
Dreissena polymorpha is the source of this 3759-nucleotide messenger RNA. Its product is annotated as UPF0394 inner membrane protein YeeE-like. The transcript is spliced from 10 exons. Lineage: Eukaryota; Metazoa; Mollusca; Bivalvia; Myida; Dreissenidae. The record is from RefSeq and is a predicted model, not a curated record. Bases 649 to 1938 code for a protein of 429 amino acids. Gene Ontology annotation, cellular component: plasma membrane.